AUGCCCCACCUGAUACCACCCAAACUGCAAAACGACCUGCUCAAACCCACAAAGCAGAGAGCCUUCCGAGGUUUCCGCUUCCACACCGUCGGCCUUGGCGAGCCCUGGAGGGGAUUUGCCACGAAGUUUCUGGCCUACGAGCGGACACUGCGUCGACUGCUGGACACGACGCUGCAGCCCGAGGAUUUGGUGAUGCUCCUGGAUGCCUGGGACACAGUAAUCCUGGCACCUGCUGAUGAGCUCCGGGCCAAGCUUUCAGCGAUUCCUGCCAAGACCAUCCUCGGGGGCACGGAGUGUGUUUGCGGCCCGAACCACUUCUUGGUUGCGCAGAUGGAAGCCCUCUACCCGGAUGGCACGACGCCUUGGCGUUACCCCAACUCUGGUGGACUCGUGGGUCCGGCAGAGACCAUGGCGGAUUUGCUCGACGGCCUCAUCCAUGACACAGACGGCGCCGGGUCGCUGCCUGCAGAGGAGAACGAUCAGGUCAGGCUCCACGACUUCCUGAUUGCUCGGGCAGCGCGCGGGAGCCGGUACCCCUUUGUGCUGGAUACGCAGUGUUCCGUGUUCCAGUGUAUGUACGAGGAGCAGCCGCAGUGGGAUGUGAUUUACGAUAGCGACACCUCUCCGCCAAAGCCGCGGAUAGAGAACCGACAGACACUUCAGAGGCCAGUUGUUGCCCAUGGGAACGGCCACACAGGGCGUUGGUUCCUCUCUGCUUUAUACAGCGAGAUGAAGCUUUUGGACCAUCUGGGACUCCGCAUGGAAGAGCUACAGCACCUGCAACACGAGAUGCCCGUGCCUCCGGGCACUGAGGUUACCGAGGAAAUCAAGGCAGAAUAUUGCCCUUGGUGGUACAUGCCUGGAGUGCACAAAGGUGCAACUGACGGCUUUGCGACAUUCAGGAUGAUUCGCGAGAUGCAGUGCGGACCGGCAAGCCAGAGAUAG
Messenger RNA from Symbiodinium sp. CCMP2592, 945 nucleotides. NCBI's taxonomy places the organism in Eukaryota, Dinophyceae, Suessiales, Symbiodiniaceae. The record is from the annotation of a GenBank genome assembly.